Sturnus vulgaris (Common starling) is the source of this 3044-nucleotide messenger RNA. RefSeq names its product gamma-aminobutyric acid type B receptor subunit 2 (gene GABBR2). Gene Ontology annotation, molecular function: G protein-coupled GABA receptor activity. Gene Ontology annotation, cellular component: G protein-coupled receptor heterodimeric complex; membrane. NCBI's taxonomy places the organism in Eukaryota, Metazoa, Chordata, Aves, Passeriformes, Sturnidae. The record is from RefSeq and is a predicted model, not a curated record. Gene Ontology annotation, biological process: gamma-aminobutyric acid signaling pathway; G protein-coupled receptor signaling pathway.
AUGCAUCCCUCUCCGCGGAGACCGGCCGCUGCCACCGCCAACCCUGCCAUGCUACUGCUGCUCCUGUGCCUGGGCUGGGCGCCGCCGGGCUGGGGCUGGCCGCGGGGCAGCUCCCGGGGGGCGGCCGGGCUGCCCCCCAACGCCACCACGCCGAUCUCCAUCAUGGGCUUGAUGCCGCUCAGCCAGUCCGAGGAGGACCAGAAGAGCAGGAUCGGCCGGGGAGUGCUGCCCGCCGUGCAGCUGGCCAUGGAUCAGAUCCGCAACGAGUCCCUGCUCAACCCCUAUUUCCUGGACCUGCGGCUCUACGACACGGAGUGUGAUAAUGCAAAAGGACUCAAAGCCUUCUAUGAUGCAAUAAAAUAUGGACCUAAUCACCUGAUGGUUUUUGGUGGUGUAUGUGCAACAGUUACUUCUAUCAUUGCUGAAUCUCUAAAGGGAUGGAAUUUGGUUCAGCUUUCAUUUGCAGCAACAACUCCAGAGUUGGCUGAUAAGAAAAAAUAUCCUUAUUUCUUCCGGACAGUGCCAUCUGAUAAUGCAGUGAAUCCAGCAAUUUUGAAGUUACUCAAACAUUAUCAUUGGAAGAGAGUAGGAACUUUAACCCAGGAUGUACAAAGGUUCUCUGAGGUGAGGAAUGAUCUGACUGGCGUCCUUUAUGGUGAAGACAUCGAGAUUUCAGAUACUGAGAGUUUCUCCAAUGAUCCCUGCACAAGUGUAAAGAAGCUUAAGGGUAAUGACGUUCGGAUAAUCCUUGGCCAGUUUGAUGAGGAAAUGGCUGUGAAAGUUUUCUGCUGUGCUUAUGAUGAAGAAAUGUAUGGCAGCAAAUACCAGUGGAUUAUUCCAGGCUGGUAUGAAAAUCUUUGGUGGGAAUCCUGGAUUAACUCCUCACAGUGUCUCAGCAAAAAUCUUCUUGCAGCCAUGGAAGGUUAUAUUGGAGUGGAUUUUGAACCUCUCAGUUCAAAAACCAAUAAGACUAUAUCGGGAAGGACUCCACAGCAGUAUGAAAAGGAAUACAAUGCUAAGCGUGGUGAUGGGCAAUCCAGCAAAUUUCAUGGUUAUGCCUAUGAUGGAAUAUGGGUGAUUGCCAGGACCCUGCAGCGGGCAAUGAAUUAUCUGAAUGCCACCAACAAGCACCAAAAAAUUGAAGACUUUAACUACACAAAUCACAAACUCGGCAAGAUUUUUCUGAAUGCUAUGAAUGAAACCAGGUUCUUUGGAGUGACGGGUGAAGUUGUUUUCAGAAAUGGAGAGAGGAUGGGAACCAUCAAAUUUACACAAUUCCAAGAACAAAAGGAAGUAAAGGUAGGAGAAUACAAUGCUGUGGAUGACAAAUUGGUAAUAAUCAACAACAGCAUCAGGUUCCAAGGACUUGAGCCUCCGAAGGACAAAACAAUUAUACAAGAGGAGCUGCGCAAAAUCUCCCUGCCUCUCUACAGCAUCCUCUCUGCCCUCACAAUCCUAGGAAUGAUAAUGGCCAGCGCUUUCUUGUUCUUUAACAUCAAAAACAGAAAUCAGAAACUAAUAAAGAUGUCCAGUCCCUACAUGAACAACCUUAUUAUCCUUGGAGGGAUGCUUUCUUAUGCAUCUAUUUUUCUUUUUGGUCUUGAUGGAUCCUUUGUCUCCGAAAAGACAUUUGAGACACUUUGCACAGUCCGAACAUGGAUUCUUACAGUGGGAUACACAACUGCAUUUGGAGCAAUGUUUGCAAAAACGUGGAGAGUCCAUGCAAUUUUCAAAAAUGUAAAAAUGAAGAAAAAGAUCAUUAAAGACCAGAAGCUACUGGGGAUAGUUGGAGGGAUGCUACUGAUUGAUCUUUGCAUCCUGAUUUGCUGGCAGGUUGUGGAUCCUUUGAGGAGGACAGUGGAAAAGUAUAACAUGGAGCCGGACCCUGCGGGCAGAGAUAUCUCCAUCCGGCCAAUCUUGGAGCACUGCGAGAACACCCACAUGACCAUUUGGCUUGGGAUCGUCUAUGCUUACAAAGGGCUGCUGAUGUUAUUUGGGUGUUUCCUCGCCUGGGAGACACGAAAUGUCAGCAUUCCUGCUUUGAAUGACAGCAAGUACAUCGGCAUGAGCGUAUACAACGUGGGGAUAAUGUGCAUUAUCGGGGCUGCUGUUUCAUUCCUUACUCGGGACCAGCCCAAUGUGCAGUUCUGCAUCGUUGCUUUAGUCAUAAUAUUCUGCAGCACCAUUACUCUCUGCCUUGUGUUUGUACCUAAGCUCAUCACACUGCGAACAAAUCCAGAUGCAGCCACACAGAACAGACGGUUUCAGUUCACUCAAAACCAAAAGAAAGAAGAUUCAAAAACAUCAACAUCAGUCACCAGCGUCAAUCAGGCCAGCACGUCUCGACUAGAAGGAUUGCAGUCAGAGAACCACCGCUUGAGAAUGAAAAUUACAGAGCUGGAUAAAGACUUGGAAGAGGUCACAAUGCAACUUCAGGACACUCCUGAGAAAACAACAUACAUUAAGCAGAACCACUAUCAGGACCUUAAUGACAUUCUUAGUAUACGGAACUUCACAGAUGGCAAAGAUGGUGAGAAAGCCAUUUUGAAAAAUCAUCUUGAUCAAAAUCCACCAGCACAGUGGGGCUCAUCAGACCCUUCCAGAACAAGCAAAGAUCCCAUAGAAGACAUCAACUCUCCAGAACACAUACAGCGCCGGCUGUCCUUGCAGCUGCCCAUCCUCCAUCACGCCUACCUGCCGUCCAUAGGAGGAGUCGAUGCCAGCUGUGCCAGCCCGUGUGUAAGCCCCAGUGCCAGCCCUCGGCACAGACACGUGCCACCCUCCUUCCGAGUGAUGGUUUCAGGGCUGUAGGAGGGGGAGAUCAGUGCUUCCUGAACUGCUUUUAAGUACUCAAUGACUGGACUAAACAUCUGACCUAGAACUCUGCUACAAACAUGUAACAUUGGCUCUUACCGCAGAGGAACUUCUGCUGAGGCCCUCGUCACAGGAGUGCUCACGUAACUCGUGUGAAAAAGCAAAGGAGGACACAAAGAGUUUGAUCUGUAGCCUUAUUCAUGGAGUUUUUAUUUCUUCACCUAGAAGUC